UAUAUACCUUUGUAUAUGUAGCUAAAAAAAUACAAUAAAAACAAAAUAAAAAAAACUCAAGUCAAUUGUAUCUACAAAAUACUCGUAGAAUUAACACAACAGGAACAAAAAACAGUGCCGAAAUUUAACAAAAAAAAAAAGUGUAAAACCUUACAAACACUUGUAAACUCGAGAGAGAAAAACCAAAACGUCCUUAAGAGGAGGAAAAGGAAGCAAAUUACAAUUAUAUUCCAAAAAUAGUCAAUUUGAAAAUUGUUGCUCUUGGAAAUUUAUUUUGUUAUUUGUUGGUUGUAGCAAUUGUUAAGGUUGCAACCAUUAACCCAUGACAAUGCCGGAUAGAUUUAAAGUAACUAAGACUGAAGAAAAUGAAGCAGCACCCGAUUAUCUACUAGAGGAAUCAUGUACGGGAAAAUUAUUAAAUGAUUUAAGCGAUAAUGAAAAAUGUGAUGGUCAAACCGUAGAUGAAAACAACGAAAAAUCAAAUAUUGAACCAGGUUUAUAUUUAUACGAUGAAGAGGUAGAAACAAGGCCGCAUAUAUCGCAAUUUAUAUCAUCACUUGCCAAUUAUGAAAAUACUAUACCUGCAGCAACUGAUCCAGAUGCUAAAGCGCCCGCGCCCUCGGCGCGUAUGGGUACACUGAUUGGUGUAUUCUUGCCAUGUAUUCAGAAUAUUUUCGGUGUGAUUCUCUUCAUUCGUUUAACAUGGGUUGUUGGUACUGCUGGAGCUAUUUGUGGUUUUCUUAUUGUUCUAACAUGUUGUUGUGUGACUAUGUUAACGGCGAUUUCCAUGUCAGCUAUUGCCACAAAUGGCGUGGUGCCGGCGGGAGGCAGUUACUUUAUGAUAUCCAGAUCACUUGGUCCUGAAUUUGGUGGAGCGGUAGGUAUGCUGUUUUAUACGGGUACAACUUUAGCAGCGGCCAUGUACAUAGUCGGUGCAGUUGAAAUUGUUUUGACGUAUAUGGCGCCUUGGGCUUCAAUAUUUGGCGAUUUUACUAAGGAUGCCGAUGCUAUGUACAAUAAUUUCAGAGUAUACGGUACUGUACUACUGGUGUUCAUGGGUUUAAUUGUCUUCCUGGGUGUAAAAUUCGUAAAUAAAUUUGCUGCCGUGGCCUUGGCCUGUGUCAUAUUUUCAAUCAUAGCCGUCUAUGUCGGUAUAUUCGACAAUAUCAAUGGCAAUGAAAAACUUUAUAUGUGCGUCCUUGGCAAACGUUUAUUAAAGGAUAUACCCAUCGAUAAUUGUACAAAAGAUGAUUCAUUCCUCAAUGAUUUAUACUGUCCCGAUGGCAAAUGUGAUGAAUAUUAUCUAGCGCAUAAUGUUACCAAAGUUAAAGGUAUUAAAGGUUUGGCCAGCGGUGUAUUCUAUGAGAAUUUGAUGCCCUCCUUUUUAGAGUUGGGACAAUUUAUUUCGUAUGGCAAGGAUCCUGAAGAUAUUGACAAUACAGCUCCCUCAACAUACAAUCAAGUCAUGGCUGAUAUUACCACAUCAUUCACUCUACUCAUUGGCAUCUUUUUCCCCUCUGUCACAGGUAUUAUGGCCGGUUCAAAUAGAUCAGGUGACUUGGCUGAUGCCCAAAAGAGUAUACCAAUUGGCACAAUCUGCGCCAUUUUAACCACAAGUACUGUGUAUUUAUCAUGUGUGUUGUUAUUCGCCGGAACCGUUGACAAUCUAUUGCUUAGAGACAAAUUCGGUCAAUCAAUUGGUGGAAAACUAGUCGUAGCUAAUAUGGCUUGGCCAAAUCAAUGGGUCAUUUUAAUUGGAUCAUUCUUAUCAACACUCGGUGCUGGAUUGCAGAGUUUAACCGGUGCUCCACGUCUUUUACAAGCCAUAGCCAGAGACGAGAUUAUACCAUUCUUGGCACCAUUUGCCAAAUCAUCCAAGCGCGGCGAACCCACUAGAGCAUUACUUUUGACCAUACUCAUUUGCCAGUGCGGUAUUUUAUUGGGUAAUGUUGAUUUGUUGGCUCCCUUGUUGUCCAUGUUUUUCCUUAUGUGUUACGGUUUUGUUAAUUUGGCCUGUGCCGUACAAACUCUAUUGAGAACACCCAACUGGAGGCCACGUUUCAAAUUUUAUCAUUGGUCCUUGUCACUAAUUGGCCUUACUUUAUGUAUAUCCGUUAUGUUUAUGACAUCUUGGUACUUUGCCUUAAUUGCCAUGGGUAUGGCGGUUGUGAUUUAUAAAUAUAUUGAAUAUCGGGGAGCCGAAAAGGAAUGGGGCGAUGGUAUUCGAGGUAUGGCUCUUACAGCUGCCAGAUAUUCCUUGUUGCGUUUGGAAGAAGGUCAACCUCAUACCAAAAAUUGGAGGCCCCAGAUUUUGGUGCUCUCCAAAUUGAAUGACAAUUGUAUGCCAAAAUAUCGUAAAAUAUUUGCAUUUGCUACCCAACUGAAGGCCGGUAAGGGUUUGACCAUCUGUGUGUCUGUCAUACAGGGAGAUCAUACCAAAAUUGGCCAUCGUGCCAUUGAGGCUAAACAGGCUCUGCGCAAGUACAUGGAUGAUGAGAAGGUAAAAGGUUUUUGUGAUGUUAUGGUGGCUAAAGAGAUUGGUGAAGGUCUAAGUUCAGUUAUACAGACAAUUGGUUUGGGUGGCAUGAAACCCAAUACAGUGAUCGUGGGUUGGCCCUACAGCUGGCGUCAGGAGGGCAAGCAGAGCUGGAAAAACUUUAUACAAACCGUGCGCACAGUUGCUGCCUGCCACAUGGCAUUGUUGGUGCCCAAGGGUAUUAACUUUUUCCCCGAAUCCAAUCACAAGCAUGAUUUUAAGAUUGGCGGUAACAUUGACAUCUGGUGGAUUGUGCACGAUGGCGGUCUUUUGAUGCUGUUGCCAUUCUUGUUGAAACAGCAUCGCACAUGGAGAAAUUGCAAAUUGAGAAUCUUCACCGUUGCCCAAAUGGAGGACAAUUCCAUACAAAUGAAAAAAGAUCUCAAGACAUUCCUGUAUCAUUUGCGCAUAGAGGCCGAAGUCGAAGUUGUUGAAAUGAUGAACAGUGACAUCUCAGCUUAUACCUACGAGAGGACAUUAAUGAUGGAGCAAAGAAAUCAAAUGUUGCGUGAAUUACGAUUGAAUCGCAUUGAGAAAACCAAAGUCGUACAAACAAUAAUUGAUCAUCAUCAUGAAAGUAUGAAAACAUCAUCCAAAGUCCGAUUUGCAGAUCCCACAGUAGAAGAAAAACACGAAAAUGAGUCCAAAGAUGAUGAAAAUAAUAUCAGCAAAGCCUUCGAGGCCAACGAUGACAAUAGAGAAAAGAACAAAGAUGAUGACGAUGAAGAUGGCGAUGGCAGUAAUGAUGAAUAUGUAGAAAAGAAACCAAAUGAAAUGAAUGUGCGUCGUAUGCACACGGCUGUUAAACUUAAUGAAGUUAUUGUAAAUAAAUCACAAGAUGCCCAAUUGGUUAUAAUGAAUUUACCUGGUCCACCCAAGGAUAUUAAUCCAGCACGUGAAAGCAAUUACAUGGAAUUUUUGGAAGUUCUUACAGAAGGACUGGAAAAGGUGCUAAUGGUUCGAGGCGGUGGGCGUGAAGUGAUAACUAUUUACUCUUAAGCAGUAAAAACAACAAAAACAAAAUGAAAUAAACAAAAAACAAAACCAAAAAACACCACCCCAACAAACAAAACAAAAUUUAAAAAAAAUGAUAUAAAACAGCAACAACAAACAAACAAAACAAAAAAGAUGAUAACAACAAUUUUGUAAUAUUUGAAACUUAGGCAACUUUUUGAAUCAAUUAAUAUUCAAGUAGUAAUUUUAGGUAUUAAAAUGAAAUAAUAAUAAAUGAAAACAAAAAUGCAAUUAAAACUAUUUUAACUUAAUUUUAUGUAUAAAGAUAAUAAAACAAAAUGUUAUAGUAAAUAAUAAAAAAAAUUAAAAACAAAUUUAGUAAAAUAAAUACAACAA
Calliphora vicina (urban bluebottle blowfly) is the source of this 3886-nucleotide messenger RNA. RefSeq names its product solute carrier family 12 member kcc (gene kcc). The record is from RefSeq and is a predicted model, not a curated record. Lineage: Eukaryota; Metazoa; Arthropoda; Insecta; Diptera; Calliphoridae. Gene Ontology annotation, biological process: cell volume homeostasis; potassium ion homeostasis; chemical synaptic transmission. The transcript is spliced from 22 exons. Gene Ontology annotation, cellular component: plasma membrane. Gene Ontology annotation, molecular function: potassium:chloride symporter activity. The coding region runs from base 323 to 3535 and encodes 1070 amino acids.